ACUGAUGCAACCAUCUUAUUGUCGAAGAAGAUCAACGACAUGCAGUCUUAUAUCCUUGGCGUCCUCGAGGAACAUGAUCCUGAGAAUGAUUGGAUGGUUCGUGCUGUUCUCAGACGUUGUGUGCCCAGGUUGCUUCUUGUUCAUUGUGGUUUGGAUAAGAUUGUCGAGAACACUCCCGAGGCUUAUCUCAAUGCUAUGGUUGCCACUUGGAUUGCUGACGAGUUCGUCUACUCUAAUGGUCUACAGACUAGCGAGUUCGGCUUCUUCCAGUUCAUGCGCUCGCUCGAGGAAAAGUCCGAAGGUGAGGUUACCCCUUCUACUAUGUGA
Messenger RNA from Perkinsus marinus ATCC 50983, 327 nucleotides. RefSeq lists its product as hypothetical. The record is from RefSeq and is a predicted model, not a curated record. The annotation marks the transcript as partial. Lineage: Eukaryota; Perkinsozoa; Perkinsida; Perkinsidae. The transcript has a single exon.